Molecule: messenger RNA, 1774 nt
Organism: Telopea speciosissima
Lineage: Eukaryota; Viridiplantae; Streptophyta; Magnoliopsida; Proteales; Proteaceae
Product: 3-dehydroquinate synthase, chloroplastic-like
Exons: 8
Coding region: 136-1509 (457 amino acids)
Biological process (GO): aromatic amino acid biosynthetic process
Cellular component (GO): cytoplasm
Molecular function (GO): 3-dehydroquinate synthase activity
Source: RefSeq, a predicted model, not a curated record
GUCUGCCUCCGGUAUUGCUCUUCACCACCGUUCACCAGAAAAAAGAGAGUAAGUCGGAGAGUGUCUCAUAGACCCUCCUCUCCCUCUCCCUCUCCCUCUCCCUCUCUCUCUCUCUCUGCCCUCAAAUUCUACUUUAUGGCUUCUUCUGCAACUCUUCCAACCCUUCGCUUCUCUCUUAAACCUUGUACUUACCCCUGUCUUUCCCCAUCGGAUACAUCCCAUCUGUUUCUCCGGUGCUGGCAUCGCACUGUGACUUCUCUCAGGCCUUCAUUACACUCCUCUGGUUUGUUGGGGUCUAAUCGAAUCGUCGAUCCUGUCUUGAAAUGCGAUAGAAUUCGUUCCACUGUGUCGGCUACAGCGACUCCGGUUGAGGUAAUGGAGCAGUCGCCGCCUAAAACCAGCUCUAAGGUUUCGACAAUUGUUGAUGUCGAUUUGGGGGAUCGAAGCUAUCCCAUAUAUAUUGGAACCGGACUUCUUGAUGAACCCGAUCUUCUUCAGCGGCAUGUUCAUGGGAAGAAAGUUCUUGUGGUCACCAACACUACAAUUGCACCAUUGUACCUUGAUAAAGUUAUUAAUGCUUUAACUUCUGGAAACUCGAAACUUUCUGUCGAGAGCGUGAUUUUACCAGAUGGUGAGAAGUAUAAGGACAUGGACACUCUCAUGAAGAUCUUCGACAAGGCCAUUGAGUCGCGAUUGGAUCGACGCUGUACAUUUGUAGCCCUUGGAGGCGGCGUGAUUGGUGAUAUGUGUGGUUUUGCUGCUGCUGCUUUUCUACGUGGUGUAAACUUCAUUCAGAUUCCAACCACUGUAAUGGCGCAGGUAGAUUCUUCAGUGGGUGGCAAAACUGGAAUAAACCAUCGGCUGGGGAAGAACUUGAUUGGUGCUUUCUACCAGCCUCAGUGUGUGCUUGUAGAUAUAAACACAUUAAACACGUUACCUGAAAGGGAAUUAGCUUCAGGUCUUGCUGAAGUUGUUAAAUAUGGGCUUAUUAGGGAUGCAGAGUUUUUUGAAUGGCAAGAGAAGAAUAUGCAGGCAUUAUUAGCAAGGGACCCAAGUGCACUGGCUUAUGCUAUCAAGCGAUCUUGUGAAAACAAGGCUGAAGUUGUGGCCUUGGAUGAGAAAGAAGGUGGAGUGAGAGCAACGUUGAACUUGGGUCAUACAUUUGGCCAUGCAAUAGAAACUGGUUUUGGCUAUGGCCAGUGGCUCCACGGAGAAGCUGUUGCAGCUGGCACGGUCAUGGCUGUGGACAUGUCGUAUCGCCUUGGCUGGAUUGAUGAAUCACUCAUGAAGCGUGUCUACAAUAUUUUGCAACAGGCGAAUCUACCCACUGCCCCACCUGAAGUUAUGACUAUGGAGAUGUUCAAAUCUUACAUGGCGGUUGAUAAGAAAGUCGCCGAUGGACUACUUAGACUUAUCCUCCUGAAAGGUCCUUUGGGUAACUGCACUUUUACUGGAGAUUAUGAUAGAACGGCCCUAGAUGACACUCUGCGUGCAUUUUGCAAGUCUUGAGAUCAUCCACAACAGAGAUCAUCCCCAAGCAUGUGUAUUUUGUGCUUCAAGUCUUUGUUAUGCAGGUUGCUAUUUCCCAGCAUUUAAUUGGGAUGGCUCCUACCCUUGGCCUUCAACAAAACCAUUGGCAGAAGCCAUGACAGAAUUUUUGAAUUUUUGCACUAGUGUAGUUUGUCUUCAAGAUUUUACAGUAAAUACCUGCUGAUUUGUAUGUAAUACAAGGCAUUAUCAGAUACAAGUAAUGAAUGUAUCUCUAAGUUAUUGU